UCGUCCUCGCUCUCUGCCCAAAAGUUGCAGAGCCACACCACCACCACCAAGCAGCGCCUCGCCCCGGCGUUCGACACUCGCUGCGUCCUCAAUCGCUUUUGCCCGCCCGGCAAUGCCGUGUUAGCACUGCUCUGCCGUGCUCUGCUCGCGUCUCGCCGUCAGCACACCCAGCAGCUCGACGUCUCCCAGCACCCUCGCCCGCGCCCGCACCCGCACCUGCUCCUGCACCCGCACCUGCUCCUGCACCCGCUCCCCAUCACCAUGAUCUUGGGACCCGUCAGCCCAUAGCCCCAUCCUCUGCCGGCCUUUGGGACGGCCUCGCCCGCCGACCCGACCCCAUCCCAUAUCGAUACCGCCAUGAACGAGAUACGGCCCUUGACGCUGGCCCCGCCGGCAGUGCGCGCGCUGAGGGAGCAGGCUGCAGACGCGGCGCCCAACCGCGGGGGCAUGGAGCGCACCAUCAGCCAGGACAUGCGAGAAGAGCAGCAGGACCUCAAGCAGGCCGCCGAGCACAGCCUCAACAUCAUCCUCGACCUCGACCUGCACGGCAAGAUCCGCUACGUCAGCCCCUCGUGGAAGGACGUCGUCGGCUCGCUGCCCAGCCACGUCGUGGGCAAGCCCGUCGUGGACAUCCUCUACGCGGGCGCCGACGGGCUCGCCGAGACGAUCGAGUCGGUGCGCAAGUACGACUCGCGCAGCCACAUUGCCCGCUUCUCGGUGCGUCUGGGCCCGCACUCGCUGCUGCGCAAGAAGCGCUCCCGGGCCGCCGCCGACUACGGCCAGGACAUGCCCCUCUCGCCGACGGAGCCGGGGGACGACGACGAGCAGGUGCUCAGCCUGGAGGCCCAGGGCAUCAUGGUCUACGACCGCGCCACGGGCGCCGAGAGCCACACUAUGUGGAUGGUGCGGCCGUCGGUCCUCCGCGAAGUCACCAUCGACCUGCCCGAGGUGCUCGUCGAGUCGCUGGGCGUGGGCGCAGAAGUGCUGGCUCACUAUCUCACCGGCCUGGCCGAGCAGGGCGCCAACGACCCGGGCAUGCACCCGCCCCCGCUGCCCGUCCUCUGCCGCAUCUGCGAGCGGCAGAUCACCCCUUGGUGGUUCGAGAAGCACUCGGAGCUCUGUCUGCAGGAACACCGCGCCGAGAUGGACGUGCAGAUGGCCCAGGAGACGCUUGCCGAGCACCGCAACGCCAUCGUCAAGGUGCUCGAUACCCUCGAAGCGCAGAGCCAACGCUCGAGGGCCGUCUCGACGGACCUCGCCCAGUCUCUCCCCAUGAUUGAGUACAAAGGCAUGAUCAUCCACCCGUCAUCGACACCGUCGUCGGGAACCCCCUCCGGACGCAACUCGCCCGCUUCUCCGCCGGCGAGGUCCCGAGAACGCCCUGCCGGCUUUGGCCAUCACCGUGCGCGGUCCUUUGCCGUCCGUCGACCACUGGCUCGCAUCGUUGAGCUGGUCCUUGAUCUGUGCGACACGGCGCUCGAGGUCAACACGCCUGCCAUCAAGGAAAAUGCUCGCGCCCAGUCGGCUUCUGAAAUCCGCACGCAGUCUCCCCAGUCUGAGAACCGCAUCUCGCAGGUCUUGCAAUGGCAGUCUCCGACAUCGGGCUCGCAGGACCAUGGUGAGGGGCUGAGGGUGCUCUGCGAGGACACAAAUGCACUAGCCAAGGCCAAGAUAGAUGCUGUCUUCCGACACCGACAAAUUCUCGAGUACUCGGAACGUAUUCGCGUUGAGUUCGAUAUUCUUGUGCAAGAGUGUAUAGAAGCCGCUAUCGUCAAGGCGGCUCGGAUCGCUGCGGGCGAGGACAGCUCAUCUGAAGACGAACAGCACGAUGUGGAAACACCGUCAGACGUGAACAGUAUACCCACGGGCGAGGAAGGCAUCUUUCCGGGCUCUUUCGAUGCUCCAUCAGCCAUAGCCCAUGCCCUUCGUAAUGCGCCAGACGUGCCCUUGCCCCCUCGACUUGCUCGCAGAGGAUCAUCCGUCGCUACUUCGAAUCGGUCGAACAGCCCACAAGGAGGGUCUCAGACACCACGCUCAUAUGCAGGCGCCAUUAGCAUAGUCCAUCAAAACAAGCGACAUUCGAUGCAUUUCGAAAGCGAUGCUGGUGCAGAUAGCGAUACCAGUCUACGUUCUUCUGUGCUGUCUGGACCUAGGCGUGCCGACUCGCCAGCGUCUGAGAUGAGUCUGAGCAGGGUGGCGAGCUCACGAGAACGAAAGCGCAAGAGUCUUGUCCUACCAAGCGUCAUGUCCAGCCGACAACAGUCUCCCGCUCGUUCCAUGGUACCACCAUCUUCGCCCUUGAGGACGACUAAACCACGUCUUCCCAGUGGCAUAGAGGGUCUGCAAUCCCCCAUCACAUCACCCAUUCAUGCGGCGAGCGAAUUCUCCUCUCCCGCAAUGACACACAGCCUCAUCAAUCACCAUAGAAGGCAGUCAUCUGCCGCAGGUUCCGACGGUCCAAGACCCGUUUCACCUCGACUUAUGCCUACUACGCAGCCGCAACCGCGCGCAGUGCCACCAUCAAUCAAAGACUUCGAAAUCAUCAAGCCCAUUAGUAAAGGCGCCUUCGGUAGCGUUUAUCUCGUCAAAAAGAAAUCGACCGGCGAGUACUAUGCCAUCAAAGUCUUGAAGAAGGCGGACAUGGUAGCAAAGAAUCAGGUCACCAACGUCAAAGCCGAACGGGCUAUCAUGAUGUGGCAAGGUGAGAGUGACUUUGUGGCCAAGCUGUACUGGACUUUCUCGAGCAAGGAUUAUCUCUACUUGGUCAUGGAGUAUCUGAAUGGUGGCGAUUGUGCUUCUCUGAUCAAAGUGCUUGGUGCCCUCCCUGAGGAUUGGGCUAUGAAGUACUUGGCUGAAGUUGUUCUCGGUGUCGAGCAUUUGCACAGUCGUAGUAUCGUUCAUCGCGAUCUAAAACCGGACAACUUACUCAUCGAUCCUAAGGGUCACUUGAAACUCACCGAUUUUGGUCUUUCUCGAAUGGGUAUGAUCGGUCGUCAGAAGAAUGCUCUCAAGUCCGACGAACCCGCUCCAGAUCUGCUCAAGUCUGGUCCUUUCCAUCGCGCUACUUCAGUUGGCUCUUCUCGAUCUGCAUCGUUCGAUUUGAACCCGUCCCCUUCCAAUACACCUUCCAUGACCCCUGCCCUUGCCGGAGACCUUGGUCAACCGUCAUACUUCAGUCUGAACAAAGAGUCCUCUCAGGGUCGCGAUCCCUCUCGAAGAACGUCUGGCAAUCGCAGCGAUAGCACAGAUAGCGAAGCACUACAGGCCAUGUUCCGCCGUUUUUCCAUCGUGGACGAUCAGUUUGGUCAACCUCCUCGAACUCGCUCGCCCAUAGAAGAGGAGACGUACAGCGAGGAUGGCUCGCCAUAUCUCUUUCCUAUUGCGCCUUCAAUGAGCCAGUCCAGCCUGGCACAAAACAUGUCCUUGCCAUUCUCUUCCGCGAUGCCCCCACCGCCCAUGGCUCUGUUUGACCCAGAAGACAGCAACCGAAGAUUUGUGGGCACCCCUGACUAUCUAGCCCCAGAGACCAUUGCUGGCAGUGGUCAGGAUGAAGUGAGCGACUGGUGGUCACUUGGAUGCAUAUUGUUCGAAUGUUUGUACGGCUAUCCACCUUUCCAUGCCGACACACCAGACGAAGUGUUUGAAAACAUUCUCUCGCGAACGAUUGACUGGCCCGAAGAAGACGAAGAAACCUGUCAGAUCUCCGAUGAGGCCAAAGACCUCAUAAACCGGCUGUUGUGUUCGGAUCCCACCAAACGACUUGGGGCGAACGCCGGGCAUAAAUUUGCUAGUGGCGGCGAGGAGAUCAGGAAUCACCCAUGGUUUGAGGAUAUCAAUUGGGAUACCUUGCGCGACGACGAGGCCUCAUUCAUCCCCGCUCCCGAAAAUCCAGAGGACACGGAGUACUUCGAUACUAGAGGGGCGGCCAUGGCCAAUUUCACUCCCGAGUUUGAGGACCAGGGCACUUCAUCUGCAGGCACGCCUAGUGCUGACUAUCCUGAUCGACCACAUGAUGCUCUAUCUAGGGUACGCUCUCAGAUCAGCGUGACGACAAUGAAACGAGGCCUCAUCCCACUACACAUUCCCGCUCAUGUUCGUGAAGGAAGGACGCGAAGGCUCAGCGAGCCUGUAGCUGCAGACGAUUUUGGCAGCUUUAGCUACAAGAACCUACCAGUUCUCGAAAAAGCCAACAAAGACGUCAUCCAAAAGCUUCGCGCCGAAGCAAUGCUGCCACAGAAUAAGCCUGGAUCCGUGCUUCAUUCUCCCAGUAUCGCAUCAUCUUCGCCAUCCCUGGAGACAAGUCCAUUGAUUCACGGUCCACUGAAGCGCACGCUUUCGACGAACAAGGCUACUGGCAGACCGUCGUCUCCGUCGAUAAGUGGCAACAAUUCUUCGCCCAGUCGUGGAUCGCAGCCAUCAUCGCCUCUGCUUGUGCAGUUCAGCACAGGACAAAAUCACGAACGAAGGAAGACCUCAAGCACCUCGUCUUCUUUGUCCCAUUCGACAAGCAACCCGUCUUCUCUACAGCCAGGUAGCUUUUUCGAUGCUACACGCCUCUCAGGUCUGCGACCUUCGUCAGAGGCUAUAUCGCCGAGUAGACUGGGCAUCUCACCAUCUACAGUACCUACCCAUCCUGCCGAAAAGCUUGCCCCUCGUCAACGUCAAGCGUCCAUUUCGCAGAGUGGUGUUGGUUCGCCACGUGCUAGGUCUCAAACAGUAGGCUCCCAAGACGGCGAGGUAGUACGCGAUCUGUUACCCGGCCAUCAUAAACGACGGAGUCAAGUCCUCGAUAUCUCGCCGUCUUCAUCAGACACAGAAGACUCCAGGGCUAAAGCUUUACUACGUGUCCAACGUCGCAGGCAAAGCUCCCGUAGACUUUCGCAGAUAACUUUCGGCGAAGGGCCCUUCUUCCGCCCUCUUGACGUCCUGAUUUGUGAGGACCAUCCGGUAUCCCGGCUCGUGAUGGAAAAGUUGCUCGAAAAGCUACGAUGUCGUACCCUGUCAGUCACCAAUGGAUCUGAAGCAAUCCGUUAUGCUAUGGGUGAGGUCAAAUUCGAUGUCAUUAUGAUGGAGUUUAGGCUGCCUCAAGUCAACGGCGCAGAUGUCGCUCGUAUGAUUCGAGACACUAAAAAUGCCAACACAAACACCCCAAUCGUUGCUGUGACAGGGUAUCUCAAGGAACUCCAAGCACCACACUAUUUCGAUGCACUCAUCGAAAAACCUCCCACUGUUGCCAAGCUUUCAGAGACGCUGGGAAGAUUAUGUCAGUGGAAAGCGCCACCACCCAACUGGGUACCUAGUCAGAUACAUCCAUCAAUUCUACCGUCAGGGCUUCGUAAAGAAUCAACGCGCCAGGAAGACAGUCCAACUUCGAAUGCUUCCACGUUUCCUCUAGCUCCUUCUGGAAGUUACCGAGGAUCAAGUCGACAGGAUUCAAUCAGCUCAAGCUUCUUUGGUGACAGCGAAAGUCGGGCAGGUGAGGACGCCCAUGUUGCUCGUCACAGUACGGAGGAGUGGCGCGAGCGGGAUAUAUCUCGUGCCAUGGGCGGCCUGGGAAUAUCGGAUGAAGCAGAUGGUUUGGAUCUCAAAGACGAUGCGCACAAGCAUGUUAGUCCCCCGCCCCUUCAACACACGGACUCUGCGCCGGCCGCUCUGGAGUUUGCAACGAUUCGACGCCAGCGAUCGGCAGAACAAGUGGGUGCCAAACGACGUCUUUUGGAGACCCGCAAGCACGAAUCCGCUGAGUCUGGCGACGAUGAGGAUGACGAGCUGGGCCAUUUCAGUGUCCGUACCAACAAAAGCCCCAAAUCUCGGCCAAAGUCUUCUUCCAAACUUGGGAUCGAAAUGAUGCGCACCAAUAGCAGGGGUAGCGUCAUUUCAAUAGAGGAUAUUUGCGCCCAGGAUUCAAGCCUUGUAUCGUCCCCACCUCCAGCCAUCACCGAGGAUCGCAUGGCCGAAGAACGCGAAGGCGAUCUCUCAACCCACGACGUUCCACAUAUGUCUCUUAUUCCGCCGGAAAUUUUCCCUGCCAUUCCUGGAGACCAAGUCGCAGAGAUUGAAAUGGACACGCCGAAAGCAUCCCAUCAGAAGCAGGCCACAACGCCAGAUCCUGAUCCUACGCCGAGGGCCAAUAGCGUAAGGGACGCAUAACGACAGGUCCGCUCGCUUCCCCUACACUCGAUCAUCUGUGGGUCCGACUUUGUCUUGAAAUUUUGUUUGUCUUCGAGCAUGGUGUUCGCUGGCGUUUUCGAUGGUAGUGCACCGGGAAACAAGCCUUCGUUCUGAAACUGUACAGCGUUUUCUUUUUAUGUUUGACCAAGGCGCUCUAUCUUUCAGCAGGCUACGAUAGCUUUUGUCCGGUGCUAAGACUGCAUGUAGUAAUGAUCCAUUUACCCUUUCUAUAUGAUGAUAUAAAUAUACUUACAAUUUGUGUUUUCAUUCUCUUGCUUUGGCUUGAUAUCUUGUCGUAUCCUCAUCACCACGAUGAUACGUGCCAUUCGGUUUAUACAUUUUUUUUAGGUCAGAGAGCCAGGUGACUGUUCGUUAUGUUCGUACCUUGUGGCAGUGGACUGUUAAUCUUAAACCAAUGAUUGGGCUAGACUUUCGAAUUUCGAAUUAUAUUUCAUUGAAAAGUUU
Dothidotthia symphoricarpi CBS 119687 is the source of this 6636-nucleotide messenger RNA. RefSeq names its product serine threonine protein kinase-like protein. Gene Ontology annotation, biological process: phosphorelay signal transduction system; peptidyl-serine phosphorylation. The coding region runs from base 358 to 6150 and encodes 1930 amino acids. Gene Ontology annotation, cellular component: nucleus; cytoplasm. The record is from RefSeq and is a predicted model, not a curated record. Gene Ontology annotation, molecular function: ATP binding; protein serine/threonine kinase activity. Lineage: Eukaryota; Fungi; Ascomycota; Dothideomycetes; Pleosporales; Dothidotthiaceae. The transcript has 2 exons.